AUGAGUUGUUAUGGAUUCACUCAUGAACACAUUGCUCGCUUCGUUGGUCACUCCAUCACGCUGAAUUUAACCACACAUAAAACAAUACAAGGAUACUUGUACACGAUUGACCCCAACACCCACACUAUUGUACUCUAUGACGCACCUGAAAACAAAAUGCAAGUGAUCAUGAAGCAUGCCGUUUCUGAACUUUCAAUUGAUGAAGAGAAUAGAAUCGAUAUCGAUACCCUAAUAACUCCUCGCGUGAAUCAGUUGUGUACGAAAGAGUGGAUCAAAAAAAGACGUGUUGCAUUGAUUGAAUUCUUUAAACAGAAUCAUAUACCCAUGGAGGAAGGCGCAAAUGAAAAAAAGAAGGAUACAAAGAAUGAUAACGACCAUCAUGAGAAUGAUCACCAUUUGAAUGAGAGUGAUGGUGAUGACGCUGCCGAACCCGUGAUUCACGUCUUGGGAUGUGCACGUGUUGAAUCUCCUUACUUGGCCACGAAUGUCAUAUGUGAUAAUCCCUUGAUACGUAAACGCGUGCGUGAUUUUAUAUUGGAAUUGCCCAACAUUUGA
Mycotypha africana is the source of this 555-nucleotide messenger RNA. RefSeq lists its product as uncharacterized. The record is from RefSeq and is a predicted model, not a curated record. The coding region runs from base 1 to 555 and encodes 184 amino acids. Gene Ontology annotation, biological process: spliceosomal snRNP assembly; spliceosomal complex assembly. Gene Ontology annotation, cellular component: nucleus; SMN complex. NCBI's taxonomy places the organism in Eukaryota, Fungi, Mucoromycota, Mucoromycetes, Mucorales, Mycotyphaceae. The transcript is spliced from 3 exons.